Messenger RNA from Rubroshorea leprosula, 705 nucleotides. NCBI's taxonomy places the organism in Eukaryota, Viridiplantae, Streptophyta, Magnoliopsida, Malvales, Dipterocarpaceae. The record is from the annotation of a GenBank genome assembly.
AGGACCUAACCAUGAGUUUUUACAUCGUUGAUGUUGCUACAGCCAUAUAGAGUGAAAACACUAUGUGCUUACCCACACUUAGGAUUCAAAAAGAUGAACAUGACCCGAGCAAAGGUACUGGCAAAGAGCAAGGACAAGAGGCUAGCACUGUUGAAGUUGAAGGUGAAUCGAGCCAAGUAAUUUCUUCCAAGAAAACUAGUCAUCAGGCAAAACAAAGAGUAUGGCCAAGCCAUCCAAGAGUGAAGCAACCAUCCAAGAGUGAUGCUCACAAGUCUAGUACUUUGCUAGCCAGCAAACAAAUCAAAGUGAAGGCAUCCAUGCCUCACAAAGCUAAAAUGCCCAAGGAAAAUGAAGAGAAGACAAGUCCCCUAGCCUCUAGCGAAGGGCUAGACUCCAUUCUUAUUCCUAGUAAUGAUGAAGUUUCAUCCAAGGCAAAUGAGGCCAAGAAUGUGGAGGCUUUGACGAAGAACAUAGAUAAGGCUCCAACGAAGAACAUGGAUGAGGCUACGACAAAGAACAUGUAUGAACCUCUAGCACAGCGUGGAAUCUACUGUAAAACCAUUGCUAGUGAAGCAGAUGAGCCUUCAUUGCUUGAUAGCAUAAUUGGCUUGGUUGAUGACAUCUUUGAUGUAGAUAAGAGAAGGCGCAAGAGUUCUCAUAUGGCACUCCCAAAGCAAUGAAAAAGUAUAAAUUGAUAGAAGAUCA